AGUAAGGGGUUUUUUCAGUUCACUUUAAACAAGUGUAAUUUGAAAAGCGAUUGACGUCAAUCGUAACUUCUUUCCAGACGCGCAGCAGGAGCGUUUGUUUGAGCAAGUGGCGGCUUCGAAAGAUUUCCGUUGAAACAGAUGUGUAGCGUUGGGUUAAUGUUCCGUUUUUCCUGUAAGCUAGUGAACAAAUUAUGCUGCACCUUGUUUUAUGCAUUUCGGAAUUAGUAAGCGUUUUUGUUUACAAAUCGUAUGGUUUAUGUAAUCGAAAUUAGCUUUAUUGACUGUAACCAAAAGCUUCAUGGAAAAUUCCCAUUCAAUACUAGCCUUGCCAAACUGUUGCAAGCUUUAUUUGCAAAUGUGUAGUGGCAUAUGUAACACCAUCUGCGUCAACAGCGGAUCUGCGAUCGUUGGAGCAGGGUACUGAGUGAAGAUCCGAAAUGCUUCUGCCUAUCAAAUACACGUCAAAGUGUGGUGUCUAAGUGCAAGUAACAAUUAUGGUAGCUAAAUCGCUCCUUUUCAGGCUGUGUAUGGUGCUCUUAGCGCUUAGUAGCAUCGAUGGUAAUGAAUGUGUGAAGAAAUUGACUUUUCAUGUGCAUAGCCCGCUAACAAAAUUCCCAUUCGGUGCAGCCUAUUCACAGCAGGUGUAUGUCGCGUUUUUGCAUCCACUCAAUUUCUUCGAGUCGUGGCAAGAGUGUAACAUUAACGGUGGAUAUUUGGCUUCGAUCGAAUCGCCGGCAGAGCAGGCCCUGGUGGAGAAAGCGAUGGCCAAAGCACGGAACCAAACGGCCGUCUAUUACGUUGGAGGCACGGCCAUCGGGCGCGAUGGUCGUUGGAUGUGGAUCGGGUUGAACAAAGAGUUUGCGCACCGUGGCUACAGGAACUUCUAUCACGAUGAGCUGAACAACAUUAGUCGCGGACAGAACUGUCUUACCGUUGGCAACUGGGAUAAACCCAACCGGGGUAAAUGGGAUGAACUGGAGUGCACAACCAAGUGUGUGUGUGUGUGUGUGUGUGUGUGUGACCGUUUUAACGUUCUUUCUCUCUCAGGUGCUACCGAUGCAAAGUACAAAUAUGUGGCUAUUCUGCAACCGUCCACGUUUUUCGAAGCCUGGCAAGACUGUAACAUUAAGGGAGGCCAUCUGGCCUCGAUUGAAUCGCCCCAGGAACAGGCGCGGGUCGAGAAAGCCAUGGCCAAGGCGCGAGAUCCGCGGGCCGUAUUCUUUUUCGGCGGCACGGACCUGGGCCGCAAGGGCCGCUGGAUGUGGAUCCAUUCGAACAAGCCGAUCGGCAACGGUGGCUACACGAACUUCUUCCCCGGGCAGCCCGACAACGGUGGUGGCUCGCAGGACUGCUUGACCGUGGGCGUCGCGGACGGCUACAACCGUGGCAAAUGGGACGAUCAAAAUUGUCUGUACAGGUUGGAUGGAUACAUAUGUGCGUUCAAGUCCCCUAGUUCGAGUGCAUCUUAGCAGGAUCAGUUUACUCAAGGCGGGAGAUUUCAAUCGAUAGCAAUGAAAUGUGAUACGCAUAAAUAUGUUGCUGUUGUGUGUAUGUUUAUUUGUUUCCAUAUUCGAAUAGGAUUCAGCAGGACGCCUAUUUAAAAUACGAUGAGUCCUAAUUGCUCACUAAACUGCGUAUAGUUAUCAUGAUCAUCAGCAUAAUCGUAACCGGAAGAGAGCAGUCAUUCCGGGAAAAUAGCGGGAAGAAACAAAUUAUUCGAUUCAUCCAACAGGCAGCUCUCUCAGCCCAAUGCAAACCGUUUAGUCAAUUAUGUAAAUGACUUUCAGCACGAAGCAGACCAAGAGGCGAGAGAACUAGUUCAGGAUUCUGCUGAAAAGACGGAAGAAGGUGGGCUAACGACCACCGAGACUAUGAUAUUUUAAUAACCGAUUGCAAACACCUUCUUCCCAACUAUGAUAUCAGAACGCAUAGCCAGGGUGAAAGAGGUCCCUCCGGGAGCCGGGCAACAGGCACUUAUCAUAAACAUGACGGGUGUAUCAUAAAUCUUUCCCCUAGCGUUGUCAUAAUUA
This is a messenger RNA of Anopheles gambiae (African malaria mosquito), 2030 nucleotides long. RefSeq lists its product as uncharacterized. The transcript is spliced from 2 exons. Gene Ontology annotation, molecular function: carbohydrate binding. Lineage: Eukaryota; Metazoa; Arthropoda; Insecta; Diptera; Culicidae. The record is from RefSeq and is a predicted model, not a curated record. Gene Ontology annotation, biological process: biological process involved in interspecies interaction between organisms. Bases 495 to 1469 code for a protein of 324 amino acids. Gene Ontology annotation, cellular component: external side of plasma membrane.